AGCCGCAGACGGUGCGCAGCCACUUGGGAGAGUCCUCCAGCUCGGCAGUCCUCUGCCACAACUGUGGGAAAACGUGCAGAGGAGAGGUGCUGAGAGUACAGAAGAAGUAUUUCCAUAUUGCAUGCUUUGUUUGCAAAGCAUGUGGUUGUGACUUGGCCCAGGGAGGAUUUUUCGUGCGGCAGGGAGACUAUAUCUGCACUCUGGAUUACCAGCGACUCUACGGGACACGCUGCUUCAGCUGCGACCAGUUCAUUGAAGGAGAGGUGGUAUCAGCCCUGGGGAAAACCUACCACCCACACUGUUUUGUAUGUGUUGUUUGCAGGCAGCGUUUCCCUCCUGGAGACCGGGUGACGUUCAACGGGAAGGAGUGUGUCUGCCAGAAGUGCUCUCUGCUUCCUGCUGGGAGCAACGGCAGCUUCUCAGUUCGGGCCCUGCAAAACUGUGGGGGCUGCGGCUCCGAAAUAAAGGACGGGCAGUCUUUGGUGGCCUUGGACAAGCACUGGCACCUGACCUGCUUCAAAUGCAGGGGUUGCGGCAAAGUCCUGAAUGCCGAAUACAUCAGCAAAGAUGGUGUACCAUACUGCGAAAUGGAUUAUCAUGUUAAAUUUGGGAUAAGAUGCGACAGUUGUGAGAAAUACAUCAUGGGAAGAGUUCUGGAGGCAGGAGAGAAACACUACCACCCGACUUGUGCACGGUGUCUCAGGUGCCAUCAGAUGUUUGCAGAAGGUGAAGAAAUGUACCUUCAAGGGACUUCAAUUUUGCACCCAGCUUGUCGACAGGCAGCCCGAGUGGAAGAGAAGACCAAGUUGCAGGAAACCAGGACAUCAUCUGAGAGCAUCAUGUCCAUGCCUGCAUCAAGUACGUCGGGGUCCCCAAGCCGUGUGAUUUAUGCAAAGCUUGGUGAUGAAAUCAUUGACUACAGGGAUUUGGCUGCCCUUCCGAAGGACAAGGCCAUCUAUAACAUCGACCGUCCAGAUAUGAUCUCCUACUCUCCCUACAUCAGCUAUUCGUCAGACGACAGGCGCAGUUAUGGGGAGGGGGAACAAGAGGACCGCCCCUUCAAGGCCUACAGGACCUCGAGUCCCAGCUCCGCAGGCUCCCUCAGCUAUGGCUGCCACACCCCCCCUGGCCAUUCCCCCCAGAGCUACAGCAGACCAGCCUUGAGAAAAGCAGAUGGCAGCAGUGGGAACUCUGAUCCAGACAGCAGCAAGAUAAAGUCCAGUUGGCUGAAAGGAGACAUCAGUGCCAGAACCAACUCACCUGGCCUGGAUACUCAGUCACUCCCACAAAGCCCAGGAACUGACCGAGAGCUUCAACAGUUGCCCCAGAAUGGCAACAGCAGCUACCCACGAUUUCCAUAUUCCAAAUCUGCCUCUCUUCCCGACUAUGGCAAGAACGGAUUACACCAUGGGGCAAAUUUGGCACAAUAUGACACGGACCAGGAUUCUAAUUGGGGAAGGAGAGAAUACAAGGUAAGGGAUUCUGCUGGCCACUCUGGAAGAUGUUGAGAACCAGCCCUUUCUAGCAAGGUCUACUCCUAUGAAACACUUAUUGUAACAAACAGAGUUCGUGUAAAACUGCCAAAGGAUGUGGAUCGAACCAAGCUGGAACGGCACUUGUCCCCUGAAGAGUUCCAGGAAGUCUUCAAAAUGAGCAUUGAACAGUUUGACCGGCUUGCACUUUGGAAACGGAAUGAGCUAAAGAAAAAGGCACUGCUUUUCUAGCAUCCUGCAGGGGGGGAAAUGCUGCAUUUGCCACAACUUCUCAUAUGCACUGGCUGUAUUUGUCCAUUUGUCCAGACUCACUGUUUCAGUAAGGGAGCCCUCAGCCCAGGGCCCUUUGCUAGACCGGCAUGCCCCAGGGGGCUCUGUCUCCAUGACUUCUAGGCCCGUAACAAAUGCAAUGAGCCGGAUUUUUAAUUAAUUCUCGUUUUAAUUGUUUCUUGUUGCAAACCAAUAAUUUCAAGUAGAAAUGAAUUAGUGUAGUUUUGACAGUAACCAAAAGCCACUACCACCGUUUUGUUUCCCUCGUGUACAGAUGACAAUGUGCUAUGAAGAAGCAAGUGGAAUGAAGCCAAAGAAAAGCACGCUGGACAGUCACUCUUGCAAAUGGUUGUGAGACAUAUUUUAGAAAUUAAAAAACAAAAGCUAUCUAAAGCACCUUAAGUCUCAUUCUCUCACGUAUAUACAAACCAGUUUCAGAUGGGAACUAGAAUAUGGGAAAAUAGUUAUCAAAAGUUUAUUUUUGUAAAAUUAAAGUGUAAUGCACUGUGUUGGGAAUACCAUACAUGUAAGCAAUUCAACCUACAACCGGGUUUAGAUGAAGAACCUGAUUUAUAAUGCUUGAACUUAGUAAGACAAAAUUCCCUUAAAUGUGAGUACUUCAGGAUUCACCAGAAUGUAGUCCAUGUAGAAGUUCAAUUCACAGCAGUAACUAAAUUUUUGUGUGGAAAAUGUGCAAUGCUGAUUGUGUAUUUAUAUUAAUUCUGCAUUUCAUGCUGGUACAAAAGAGAUGUAAGUAAUCUUGAUUCUAUAAUCCCACUAAUGUCUGCAUUAAAAAUAUGAGUUUGUGAAUGUUA
Molecule: messenger RNA, 2578 nt
Organism: Heteronotia binoei (common prickly gecko)
Lineage: Eukaryota; Metazoa; Chordata; Lepidosauria; Squamata; Gekkonidae
Gene: ABLIM2
Product: actin binding LIM protein family member 2
Exons: 17
Coding region: 588-1508 (306 amino acids)
Biological process (GO): lamellipodium assembly
Cellular component (GO): actin cytoskeleton
Molecular function (GO): actin filament binding
Source: RefSeq, a predicted model, not a curated record